CGCGCUGACACUCCCAGAAGUCUCCGGGGUGUGGCCUGGCGCAGGCUGUGAAGAAUCCAGGCGAAUUUCAAACGGUCCAUCCACCGCUUUUCCUGCUCCCUAACUACUUUUCCCAGAAGGCUCGGCGGUGCCAAUUAUCUCCCUUAGCGGACCAGCCCUUUUCUUUCAGAGCCUGUUCAACUUCAGGGGCUAUUAGGGGGCGCCCGGGAAAUCCAUUUUCAAACGCUUCGGAGUGGCCGUCUUUGGGAGCCACGGCCCAAGGCUGCGCCUGGCUCCGUAAGGCCUCCGGUGAGCGGAUCGAUGAAAGGAAACAAUCCUUUCCCCAGGGCCGCAGGUGAACCCUGACAGGAAUCAGGACGACCGGCAGCCAUUUUUGCCUGCCACAAGGACGUCUCUGACUACACUUCCCAGAGGACUCCUCGGCAAUAGCGCGUUUCUCGCGUAAAUUUGGCCUCCAAGUCACGCGCUGGCGGGACCCUCAGGUUUGCGCCGGUAACUGUUACAGUGCCGUGGAAGGUUCUGCGGGUUUGGAAGCUCGGAAUACCUGAGGUGGGGAACCCGAGGAGAGGGCAGGGCCGGAGCUUCGGCUUUGUACUGCUGAGGAGCUCUGCCUUUUUCCAUAAGAGGAGCCCAGAGGAGGACUCAAUAUCAAAGCCAUGGCUCAGGGGUCAGUGAUGUUCAGUGAUGUGUCCAUAGACUUCUCUCAGGAGGAGUGGGAAUGCCUGAAUGAUGAUCAGAGAGAUUUAUACAGAGAUGUGAUGUUGGAGAAUUACAGCAACCUGGUUUCAAUGGGACAUUGUAUUUCUAAACCAGAUGUGAUCUCCUUCUUGGAGCAGGGGAAGGAGCCCUGGUUGGUUGACAGAGAACCAACAAGAUACCAGUGGCCAGUCCUGGAAUCAAGAUGUGAGACCAAGAAAUUAUUUCUGAAGAAGGAAAUUUAUGAAAUAGAGUCAGCCCAGUGGGAGAUAAUGGAAAGACUUACAAGACAUGACCUUCAGUGCUCUAGUUUCAGAGGUGACUGGGAAUGUAAUGGCCAGUUUGAGAGACAACCUGGCUCUCAGGAGGGACAUUUCAGUCAACUGAUAUUCACCCAUGAAGGCAUGCCCACUUUUAGUCAACAUCCAUCCUUGACAUUACAGCAAAUCAUUAAUAAUAAAGAGAAAUACUGUGCUACUAAGGAAUAUAGGAAAAACUUUAGACGUGACUCACAGCUUACCACACAUCAGAUAAUUCAUACCAUUGAGAAACCUUAUGAAUGUAAGGAAUGUGGAAAGGCCUUUAGACAUCCCUCAAGACUCAGUCAUCAUCAGAAAAUUCAUACUGGCAAGAAACCCUUUGAAUGUAAGGAAUGUGGAAAAACCUUUAUUUGCGGCUCAGACCUUACUCGCCAUCACAGAAUUCACACUGGUGAGAAACCCUAUGAAUGUAAGGAAUGUGGGAAGGCCUUUAGUAGUGGCUCCAACUUCACUCGACAUCAGAGAAUUCACACUGGUGAGAAGCCCUAUGAAUGUAAAGAAUGUGGGAAAGCCUUUAGCAGUGGCUCAAACUUUACUCAGCAUCAGAGGAUUCACACAGGGGAGAAACCCUACGAAUGUAAGGAAUGUGGUAAUGCCUUUAGUCAGAGCUCACAACUGAUUAAACAUCAGAGAAUCCACACAGGUGAGAAACCCUAUGAAUGUAAGGAGUGUGAAAAGGCUUUUCGUUCUGGUUCAGACCUUACUCGACAUCAGAGAAUUCAUACUGGCGAGAAGCCCUAUGAGUGUAAGAUAUGUGGGAAGGCCUAUUCUCAGAGUUCACAGCUUAUUAGUCAUCAUAGAAUCCAUACUGGUGAGAAACCCUAUGAAUAUAGGGAAUGUGGAAAGACCUUUAAUUAUGACUCACAACUUAUUCCACAUCAAAAUUUAAUUCAUACUGGUGAAAAGCCCUAUGAAUGUAAGGAAUGUGGGAUGGCCUUUAGACAGACUGCACAUCUUACUCGACAUCAGAGACUUCAUUCUGGUGAAAAACUCUAUGAGUGCAAGGAAUGUGGAGAAUCUUUCAUAUGUGGCCCAGACCUUAGAGUACAUCAGAAAAUUCAUAUUGGUGAGAAACCCUAUGAAUGUAAAGAAUGUGGGAAGGCGUUCAGAGUUCGUGGACAACUUACUCUCCAUCAGAGGAUUCAUACUGGUGAGAAGCCCUACGUAUGUACAGAAUGUGGGAAGGCCUUUAGACAGUAUGCACACCUUACUCGACAUCAGAAGCUUAAUAUUGCUGACAAACUCUAUGAAUGUAAAGAAUGUGGAAAGGCCUUUCUGUGUGGCUCUGGCCUUAGAGUACAUCACAAACUUCACACUGGCGAGAAACCCUAUGAAUGUAAAGAAUGUGGCAAGGCCUUCAGAGUGCGGCAACAGCUGACCCUCCACCAGAGAAUUCAUACUGGUGAGAAACCCUAUGAAUGUAAGGAAUGUGGAAAGACUUUUAGUCGUGGUUAUCAUCUUAUUCUUCAUCACAGAAUUCACACUGGUGAGAAACCUUAUGAAUGUAAAGAAUGCUGGAAGGCCUUUAGUCGUUACUCACAACUUAUUUCACAUCAGAGUAUUCAUAUUGGUGUUAAACCCUAUGACUGUAAGGAAUGCGGGAAGGCCUUUAGACUGCUCUCACAACUUACACAACAUCAGAGUAUUCACAUUGGUGAGAAGCCGUAUAAAUGUAAGGAAUGCGGAAAGGCCUUUAGACUGCGCCAAAAACUUACUCUACAUCAGAGCAUUCAUACUGGUGAAAAACCCUUUGAAUGUAAGGAAUGUAGGAAGGCCUUUAGACUUAAUUCAUCUCUUAUUCAACAUCUGAGAAUUCAUUCCGGUGAGAAACCCUAUGAAUGUAAGGAAUGUAAGAAGGCCUUUAGACAACAUUCACAUCUUACUCAUCAUCUGAAAAUUCAUAAUAGAGUUCAUAAUGGAGAAAAGUUAUAUGAAUGUAAGGAAUGCAGGAAGACGUUUAUUCGUCGCUCAACACUUAGCCAACACCUGAGAAUUCAUACUGGUGAGAAGCCUUAUAAAUGUAAGGAGUGUGGGCAGGCCUUUAGACAGCGUGCGCACCUUAUUAGACAUCACAAACUUCACACUGGUGAGAAACCCUAUGAAUGUAAGGAGUGUGGGAAGGCCUUUACAGUCCUCCAAGAACUUACUCAACAUCAGAGACUUCAUACUGGGGAAAAGCCGUAUGAAUGUAAGGAGUGCGGCAAGGCCUUUCGAGUACAUCAGCAACUCGCCCGGCACCAGAGAAUUCACACUGGCGAGAAGCCCUAUGAGUGCAAGGCGUGUGGGAAGACCUUUAGACAGUGUACACACCUUACUCGACAUCAGAGACUUCAUACUUCUGAGAAGCUCUACGAAUGUAAGGAAUGUGGGAAGGCCUUCGUUUGUGGUCCAGACCUUAGAAUACAUCAGAAGAUUCAUUUUGGUGAGAAACCCUAUGAAUGUAAGGAGUGUGGAAAGGCUUUUAGAAUAUGCCAGCAGCUUACUGUCCAUCAGAGUAUUCAUACUGGUGAGAAACCCUAUGAAUGUAAGGAAUGUGGGAAGACUUUUAGACUAAGGCAACAACUUGUUCGCCAUCAGAGAAUUCAUACCCGUGAGAAACCCUAUGAAUGUAUGGAAUGUUGGAAGACCUUUAGUAGUUACUCACAACUUAUUUCACAUCAGAGCAUUCACAUUGGUGAGAGACCUUAUGAAUGUGAAGAGUGUGGGAAGGCCUUCAGACUGCUCUCACAACUUACUCAACAUCAGAGCAUUCACACUGGUGAGAAACCCUAUGAAUGUAAGGAAUGCAGAAAACCGUUCAGACUGCUCUCCCAGCUCACUCAACAUCAAAGUAUUCACACUGGUGAGAAACCUUAUGAAUGUAAGGAAUGUGGGAAGGCUUUUAGACUUUAUUCAUUUCUAACUCAACACCAGAGAAUUCAUACUGGUGAGAAACCCUACAAAUGUAAGGAAUGUAAGAAGGCCUUUCGACAACAUUCACACCUUACUCAACAUCAGAAAAUUCAUAAUGGGAUUUAAUACAGGAACAUGUUCAAGGGCACAUUAUGUUACAAAACAUCAGAAAAUUCAUUUUUGAAAAAAUUUGUUUCAUGGUCACAACUAAGCAUAAGGAAACUUUAUAUUACAGGAAAGAAAUUGUUGAUUUAAAACCUUCUACCACCAUUUAAACAUUAUUUAUCUUCAGCAAACUUAUAUGAGAAAAUAAUAUAAUGAAUUCAGGAAAAUCUUUAGCCUUACCUAUCAUUAUCGCCAUUUUGCUACUUUAUUAUUGGUGUGUUAUUGGACAAGGUACUUAAAUUUCUGUGCCUCAUUUUGCUCACUUGUAAAAUGGUGAUAGUAGUAGCUAUGUAUAUUAGUUAUUUAUUGCUGUGUAGUAAAUUACCACAAACUUAGUAGCCUAAAUUAAUGCACAUUUAUUUUUUCAAUUUCUAUGGGUCAGGAGUCUAGGCAUAACUUAGUUGGGUCUCCUGCUCUAGGGUCUCUCACAAGGUUAAAAUCAAGGUUUCAGCCAGGGCUGAAUCUCAUCUGAUGGCUCAAGUAGGGAAGGGAUCCACUUCCAACCUCACGUGGUUGUUGGCCGAAUUCAUUUCCUUGAGGGCUCUUGCACUGAAUUCUUCAGUUUCCAGCUGGCUGUUGGCUAAAGGCUGAUCUCAGUUCCUUGCCACAAGGGCCUCUUCAACCCAGCUGCUUACUUCAUCAAAGUAUGUAAGGCAAGAAAGCGGUAAGAGUCUGCCAGCAUCAUGGAAGUUAUCAUCUUGUGUGAUAUGAUCACUAAAAUGACAUUUCAUUGCCUUUGCUGUCUUCUGUUGGCGAGAAGCAAGGAACUAGGCUGCCCUACACCCCAGGGAACAGGCUUGCCCAUGAGUAUGAAUACCAGGAGAGAGGGACCAUUGGGGCCAGCUCACAGUCAGCCUGCUACUUUGUGUAAUAGAAUUGUUGUGAGGAUUGAGUAGUUGAUACUCGGAAAAAUAGCCACAUAGCAUGUUUUCUGUAAAUAUUAUCUAUAAUUGUUAUUAACAUCAUUAGUAUUAGUGAAUUCAUAUGAAAGGAAUAUCCUGUAGAAGUAAUCAACGUAGAAAUGCCUCCUGUCACUGCUCGGCACUUACUAAACUUAAGAUAAUUUAUUCUGGAUAAAGUCUAGGAUGUUAAAUGACUUCCUAGACUUGAGUGUGAGAAGUUACUCAUCACUUGAGCUGCAUCAGAAAUUUCACGCUGAAAAGAAACCUUAUGAAUUUCAUAAAGAUGAGAUUGUUAAGAGUUCAACUGUUGGAGAAUCAGAGAAACAUGAAAUUAUUUUCCCAUAAUAAAUUCCAAAGAGCUAACGUUUUGUAAUCCCUGUUGUCUGACAACCAUCAAGAUUAAUUAGAAACUAUCAAAAAGAUGGCAAAAAGGAAACUAACCACUUGGGAGUUGAAUAUUUUGUGUGUGUGUGUGUGUGUGUGUGUGUGUGUGUAAAACUCUUUUUAAAAGAAAGAAACAUUCCAUUACAGCCAGUAUAGUUUUUGUCGCUCAGAUUGCCCCACUGUCCACCACAGAGAAUUGGGUCUUUUGUCAUGACCCCAGUUGUAGUUUGUUAGUUUACUUGCUUAUGGCUGCACAGUUCGGUCAGCCAUGGAAGAUGCAUGGGCAGCAGCUCAUCAUUCUGAAAACCAAUAAAUAAAGGGGAAAAUAAGUAUUUAUUUUGCUUUUAUGUGAACCAAGUUUCAGGGUCACCCAAAGCACAUCAAAUUAAAAAAAAAAUUUUAAAUUUAAAGAAUCUCACCAGUAAAUACAGAAAAAGUGAUAGACUUAGAAACAACUCACCAUUUUCAUCAUUUUCUAGUUCCUAGUGGAAUAAUGAGUCCAGCAAAUGAUGUUCAAUGGAUAUUAAAACGAUUUGGUGAAAGAGUUUAUAGUGAGAACUUUAUAUUGGACUUACCAAGCUGACCACGGCUGAGCCCUCUGAUCAGUUUUAUCCCCUAUAAAAGUGGGACUUGUUAGACAAUACGCGUCUUCUGAUACAAUGCAGCGGGAAGUACACACCAUCACCUGUGAAGCCCUAUUGCCACAAUAAUGAACUGAAGGAGUCAAACCUUUAAAAAAAUUUUAAUCCAAGAAUUUGGGGAAUAGUUGAACAAAGCAAGUGGUACCACAAGGAAGCAGCCAGGCAGAUCCAGAACAUGUAAAAUUCUGCAAAACAAACGACCUGAUUUCUUCAACUAAUGAGUGGCAUGAAAAAGACAAAAAGACAAGAAGGACACUGUCAACAGAUUAAAAGAGACUUGAGAGACAUAUCACCUAAAUUCAGUAGGUGGGCAUUACUUGGACCCAGACUGAACAAAAUGUAAAAAGACAUCUUGGAGACUGGGAGAAAUGUGGGCAUGCCCUGAGUAUUAGGUGAUAUUUAGAAAUAUUAGUUUUGUUAGGAAUGAUGAUAUCAGUGUGGUUAUUAAGAAAUAAAAGAUGCUACAUGUUAAGAGAUACGUGCUUCCAUAUAUAGGAAAAGAUAAGAUAUUUAGAUUUGCGUUAAAGUACUCCAGCAAAAGCAAUAGAAUUGACAAAGAGAGCUAGAAAGUAGAUUGGCAAAAUGCUGAUAAUUACUGAAAUAGAGUGGUUUAUGGGGGUUCGUUGUCCUUAAUAUUUCUACUUUUUAAAAUGUGUUUGAAAGUUUCAAUAAUAAAAUAUUUAAAAUCAGAA
Molecule: messenger RNA, 6692 nt
Organism: Camelus dromedarius (Arabian camel)
Lineage: Eukaryota; Metazoa; Chordata; Mammalia; Artiodactyla; Camelidae
Product: zinc finger protein 14 homolog
Exons: 7
Coding region: 657-4034 (1125 amino acids)
Biological process (GO): negative regulation of transcription by RNA polymerase II
Cellular component (GO): nucleus
Molecular function (GO): DNA-binding transcription repressor activity, RNA polymerase II-specific; RNA polymerase II cis-regulatory region sequence-specific DNA binding; DNA-binding transcription activator activity, RNA polymerase II-specific
Source: RefSeq, a predicted model, not a curated record